Molecule: messenger RNA, 4116 nt
Organism: Galendromus occidentalis (western predatory mite)
Lineage: Eukaryota; Metazoa; Arthropoda; Arachnida; Mesostigmata; Phytoseiidae
Product: multidrug resistance-associated protein 1
Exons: 1
Coding region: 1-4116 (1371 amino acids)
Biological process (GO): transmembrane transport
Cellular component (GO): membrane
Molecular function (GO): ATP hydrolysis activity; ATP binding; ABC-type transporter activity
Source: RefSeq, a predicted model, not a curated record
AUGGUCCUGCAGUACAUGAACCGAAAAGCGGGGAAGACAUCAUCUGCCAUCAUAUGGACCUAUUGGCUCAUCGAAAUGCUCGCGACCUUGCCGAAAUACUACAGGGUGAUGCUGUACGCUUUCGGCGGUCCCACACUGAUGGAUGAUCAAGUUUCUGUCAAAAGUUUCGUACUGACCGCGAUAAUCUAUCCCCUGAUCGUAACAUCUUUCGUCCUGAACUGCUUCGCAGACAUUUGGCCGAUUCCGAAAGGCAAACGGGCUCCGAAUCCCUCACCCUUAAUGACCGCCCCGCCUUUAUCCGCCCUCGUAUUCGAGUGGAUGACGUCGUUUAUCAUCCGAGGAUAUAAACGCUACAUCACAGAGGAGGAUCUAUACGAUCCUCUGCCGUACCUCAAGUCAAGUACAAGCUACAAAUCUUGGGUGAGCAGCUGGGACGAAGAAUUGCGGCGAGCCAAGUACAAUCCUGAAGACGGGAGCUUCGAUCCGAAAUUCGCGCCUUCAUUGUUCAAAACGCUGAUCGCCACCUUCUGGCCAAGUCUCACAACGGCCUUCAUCAUAAUUCUGAUUCGAUCCUUCGUGAGGACCAGUCCCGCAUUGGUUUUGAAUUUGGUCACAAGUUUCAUGGAGGAUGAGUCGCAGCCGCUAUGGAAAGGGAUCUCCUACGCCGUACUCUUGUUCUCGCUCAAUACAGUGGCGUCGUUUUGCUUCCGGCAUUCCGAUUAUGUGCUGGCAGCAAUGGGCAUCAAAAUCAAGGGGGUUCUCAUGGCAGCUAUCUAUCAGAAAGCUCUGAGAAUUUCCGCCAAAUCUCAGGGUCGGUACACCGUGGGCGAGCUUGUGAACCUCGUCUCCAUUGACGCCGAUAAAGUACUCCGACUAAGCACGAGCUCUUCGAUGACGGUCGCCGCUCCGAUGACGAUCAUCUUGACCAUUAUACUUCUGUGGCAAUACCUCGGGCCGUCUUGCCUCGCGGGAGUGGCGGUCAUCGUUCUCAUGAUGCCGCUGUCUGGCUUCCUGGCUGCUAAGAAUCGCCAACUCCAGGAGAGGCAGAUGAAAUUGAAAGACGGUAGACUGAAAUCAAUGAACGAAAUCAUCAGCAGCAUCAAAAUUCUUAAACUCUUCGCUUGGGAGCCCCCCUUCACAGCGCGCGUUGAGAGUGUGCGCGAGAAAGAGGUGUCCAUGUUGAAGAGGUUCGCUUACAUGACUGCCGGCAUCGGAUUCUUUUGGACGUGUACACCAUUCCUCGUCGGUUUGAUGUCAUUCAUGACCUUCGUGUUGGUGUCCCCGGACAACAUUCUCACACCAACUGUGGCUUUCGUCUCUCUGACUUUGUUUUACCAGAUGCGUUUUUCAAUGGUCACGAUCCCUGACUUCAUAUCGAACGCGACCCAAACCGCAGUCUCUUUCGGACGGAUCUGGAAAUUCCUCAUGUGCGAAGAGAUGAAUCCGCGAAUCAUCGGAUCCAACCCCCAGGACGGGGAUGCGAUCACCAUGAGGAACGUAACCGCAACUUGGGGCGGCGAUAGUUUGCUGCCGACUCUCGCAGGUUUCAACCUGAAUGUCCCGAACGGCAAAUUGCUCGCAAUCGUCGGACCGGUGGGCAGCGGGAAAUCGUCGGUGCUCUCUAGCAUGUUGGGGGAUCUUAGCGUCUCUGAGGGCAGAAUAGACAUAUCGGGCUCCAUUGCCUAUGUUCCUCAGCAAGCCUGGAUCCAAAACCUGACAAUCAAGGAGAACAUAAUCUUCACAAGCGAGUUCGAGAGACGCAAGUACGAGAAGGUGCUCGACGCGUGCUGUCUCCGGCCCGAUCUUGGCAUACUCCCCGGGGGAGAUCAGACAGAGAUCGGCGAGAAAGGUAUCAACCUCAGCGGUGGCCAGAGGCAGCGUGUGGCAUUGGCAAGGGCGGCCUAUCAAAACAAAGAUAUCUAUCUAUUCGACGAUCCUCUCAGCGCUCUCGAUGCUCACGUGGGGAAAUCGAUCUUCAACAGUCUGAUGAGUUCAGGAGGCAUGUUGCGUAAGAAGACGCGGGUUUUGGUCACGAAUAAUUUGUCGGUGAUACCGGAUGUGGACUACAUUGUCGUUUUGAAAGAAGGUGAAAUAGUCGAACGGGGCACCUAUGCGGAUUUGAUGAAUUCCGGAGGGGUUCUGGCGGAACUUUUGAAGGAGUUCGAUAUCGAUGAGAGCCGUCGCGUACGAGAAGAACGCGCCGCUGCAGUUGCCUCUAAAGAUGGAGAUUCCGAGACACCGCGGCGUCGAGCCAUGUCGUUCGGGAGUGAGAUCGCGAGAUCCAUGUCCAUAGCUGACUCCAUCGCCGGAGACGCUGAACAACAGCACCUCGAGCGAUUUCAACUAGUCGCUAAGGAAACUGUAGAAACGGGCAUCAUCAAAUGGAGUGUUUACAAGAACUACUUCAUGCAUGUCGGUUUCGCUCUGACUUUCCUCGCACUGAGUUUCUACAUAGGUUUCCGCACACUCGACAUCGUUAGUGGCUUGUGGCUAUCGGCCUGGUCCGAGGACAAGGAUCUGAGCGCGGGAAACAGAAAUUAUCGCUUAGGUAUCUAUGCAGUGAUCGGUGUUUGUCAGGGUAUAUCGAACUUCUGCGGAGUUGCAUUCCUUACGAAAGCCACUAUCACCGCUGCGACGGAAUUGCAUAAAGAAAUGCUCCGUUCUGUCAUGCGAGCACCACUAUCGUUUUUCGACACCACACCGAUGGGACGAUUACUCAACCGAUUCGGCAAAGACCUGGAUCAAUUGGAUGUGCAGCUCCCUCUGAUGGCGAACUUCAUGUUGGAAAUGUUCUUCCAAAUCAUUGGCGUCAUCGUAUUGAUUUCCACUCAGAUUCCGAUUUUCCUCGUUGUGGCGAUCCCAAUUAUGUCUCUGUUCGUCGCGCUGCGCCAAAUAUUCGUGCGGAGUUUGCGACAACUCAAACGUCUGGAAGCUGUGACGAGAUCGCCUGUCUAUAGUCAUUUCUCGGAGACCAUUAACGGUUUGUCGAGUAUCCGUGGGUUCGGCGUGGCUGAAGUUUUCCAAAGGAUGAACGGGAACAAGGUCGACACCGCACAAAACUGCAGUUUCCACGUAACUAUCAGCAACUAUUGGAUGUCUAUACGCUUGGAGUUCCUUGGAAACUUGCUGAUCUUUGUCAUGAUCAUCUUAGUCGUCACCAACAGAGAAUAUUUCGAUGCUGGCACCGCCGGUCUCUUAAUCUCGUAUUCCCUGAAUUCGGUAGUCGCCUUCAACUUUUUCGUUUAUUUCUCGACGGAAGUAGAAGCUACGAUCGUCGCAGCCGAGCGCCUGGAUGAGUACACGAAUGUCCCCCCUGAAGCCGAUUGGGUCUCCGACAAUCCACCGGAAAGCGAUUGGCCCCAAAGCGGUGCGAUAGCCUUCGAGAGCUACUCUACGCGCUAUAGAACUGGUUUAGAUCUAAUUCUAGAAGAUGUCAAUCUCUCGAUCGAACCCCAACAGAAAAUCGGGGUCGUCGGAAGAACGGGUGCUGGGAAAUCUUCAUUAAUUCUUACAAUAUUCCGUAUAAUCGAGGCCGUCAAGGGGAGAAUCAUCAUCGACGGUAUCGACAUUUCGAAGAUAGGGCUCCACGAGCUCCGCUCGAGGCUCACUAUUAUACCUCAAGAAUCGGUGCUUUUUAACGCGAGCUUGCGUUUCAAUCUCGACCCGAACGACGAAUAUACCGACGAGGACUUAUGGCAAGCUCUCGAGCGCGCUCAUCUGAAGACGUACUUCGAAAAUCAAAAUGGCUUGGAUACUCCGAUCGCGGAGGGUGGAGGAAAUAUUUCAGUCGGACAGCGUCAGCUUGUUUGUCUUGCUAGGGCGGUUCUUAGGAAGAGGCGUAUUCUCGUUCUGGAUGAGGCGACGGCUUCAGUUGAUCUCGAGACGGACGCGCUGAUCCAGGAGACCAUUCGAUCUGCCUUCAGCGAUUCAACCAUUAUAACAAUAGCUCAUAGAAUUAACACGAUCCUAGACUCGGAUAUUGUUGUGUUGAUGUCUGCCGGACAUAUAUCGGAAAUUGGCCCUCCUCGCGAUUUGCUCAGCAACCCAUCGAGCGAAUUCGCCGAAAUGGCGAGGGAAGCCGGCGUACCAAUCGAAUACGAAGCCAAGGACGACUGA